CCAGAAUUCAUUCCAAUCGCAUUCUAAAGAAACAAAUUUUAUAAACACCAAAAUAAUAAUCAAGGAUUUAACAACCUUUUUAUUUCCUUUAGUUGGAAAUAAUGAAUUCCAAAUCUGAUCAUGAAGCAGAAAAAGAAAAAAAGUUGACAAUUACUAAUAGAUUUGGGGAGUCAUUAGAAAACUAUGAGCUACCUAACGAGAGCGACCACAAAACCAAUGUUUACCCAAAAAAGAUUCCUAACAGAAAAAAUGGUAUAUUAAAGAACAGCGAUUUCAAUCACGGUGCUGUAGAUAAUCCAUACAAUGAGGAUGUGGAUUUGGCAGACAUACUUGGAACAAAUUGGCCCAAACGAGCGGGAGCGGCGGCGAUGAUUUUAAAUAACAAAAGCAAGACGGUGGCAGAACCUUUGGCUAGUGAGGUUACAACUUUGAAACCAGCUUCUCCUAUUUUAGCAAAAGUUGAACAAGAGGAACCAAUACGUUUCACAAUCGCUGAUUAUCAGCCUCUAAGUGAAAUACCGGGUACCGAACUGGCGAUUGGUUCCCUUGUGGAAGUCUCGAACUCUGGAGUAUGUGAAGAUCUGUACGGCGUUAUAAGAUGGGUUGGAAUUCCUCCCGGCUUACCAAGAAAUGUUCUUGUUGGAAUAGAGGUGGAAGACGAAUCCAACUUGAAAAAUGUGUCGACAUCAGACGGAAGGCACAAUGGUGUUCGCUUAUUUACUUGCCAUGAUGGUCGAGCUGUUUUUGUACCAGCCAACAGAUGUACUGCUGACCGGCGCUUCGCCGAUGUAGAUAAUAGUGUUGCUGCAAAUAGAGUGUCCAAUAACUUUGCAAAGAAGUUUGGUGUUGCUGAUUGUCCUGCUAUUUAUGGUUCGAUACCGCCAAUAGAAAUACACAACUCUGAAGAGCUGGCCAGCAUUUGUGGAAAGUUUAAAGGAAUACAGGGACAUCACAACUCAUGCUAUCUUGAUGCAACAUUAUUUUCGAUGUUCACGUUUACCAGUGUAUUUGAUUCAAUUCUGUACAGGCAACCAGGACCACAAGACAUUCGUAAUUACAGUGAAGUACAGAAGGUUUUGCGUGAUGAAAUCGUCAAUCCUUUAAGAAAAAACGUUUUUGUGCGAUCUGAUCGUGUGAUGAAACUUCGCGAGCUUCUGGAUCAGCUUAGUUCUGUUAGCGGUCUCACCUGCGAGGAAAAAGAUCCUGAAGAGUUCCUAAACAGUUUGCUCUCUCAAAUUAUGCGAGUUGAGCCGUUUUUAAAGCUAAGUUCUGGACAAGAUUCUUAUUUUUACCAGUUGUUUGUUGAAAAGGAUGAAAAGUUAACAUUACCGAGCGUCCAGCAACUGUUUGAGCAAAGCUUCCACUCCUCGGAUAUAAAACUUAAGGAAGUUCCUUCUUGUUUUAUCAUUCAAAUGCCUCGUUUCGGAAAGAACUACAAGAUGUAUCCAAGAAUACUUCCAUCGCAAGUACUUGAUGUUACCGACAUUAUUGAAAACUCUCCGCGACAGUGCUCCCUUUGUGGCAAACUAGCCGAGUAUGAAUGCAGAGAUUGCUUUGGAAGUCUUCAAGCUGGAUCUGGACUUGAAUGCACCGCCUUUUGUCCAAAAUGUCUUAAAACAUUUCACUCUCACAACAAAAGAACUAAUCAUGUGUCGAAAAAGAUUUUUAGUCCAAAGGAAUUUAGAAUCAUGGCAGAGCACAUGGUUGUCCCUCGAUUGUACAUGGAAUUAUUCGCAGUUGUUUGCAUCGAAACGUCUCAUUAUGUGGCGUUCGUAAAGUCUGGCUCCGGACCUGAUGCACCAUGGUGUUUUUUCGACUCAAUGGCUGAUAGAAAAGGCGAACAGAAUGGAUACAAUAUACCUGAAAUUACAUGUGUUCCAGAAUUAACACAGUGGCUCUCGGAAGAAGGCGCGCGAUCUAUUAAUGAAACUUCAACGAACGAUAAAGUAUUACCUGAACACGCUAAGCGUAUUUUUUGCGAUGCCUAUAUGUGUCUGUACCAAAGCACAGAUAUAAUGAUGUACCAUUAGAAAAAAUUUAUCUUUAAUAAACAUGGAUACAAUACAAUUUUUGUAAAAAUCUCAA
Messenger RNA from Drosophila ficusphila, 2085 nucleotides. It is a transcript of the gene CYLD, whose product is annotated as ubiquitin carboxyl-terminal hydrolase CYLD. Bases 102 to 2030 code for a protein of 642 amino acids. Gene Ontology annotation, molecular function: K63-linked deubiquitinase activity; cysteine-type deubiquitinase activity. Gene Ontology annotation, cellular component: cytosol. NCBI's taxonomy places the organism in Eukaryota, Metazoa, Arthropoda, Insecta, Diptera, Drosophilidae. The record is from RefSeq and is a predicted model, not a curated record. Gene Ontology annotation, biological process: protein K63-linked deubiquitination. The transcript is spliced from 11 exons.